Funneliformis geosporum is the source of this 1281-nucleotide messenger RNA. The record is from the annotation of a GenBank genome assembly. NCBI's taxonomy places the organism in Eukaryota, Fungi, Glomeromycota, Glomeromycetes, Glomerales, Glomeraceae.
AUGAGUCAAGGAAAGCGUACAAUAGAGGUCCUUUCUGAUAACGAACUUAGUUGCAUUGAUAGGCAGGCACAAUCUAAUAUGAAUUCUGGCAUAAAUAAGAUAAAGAAGCCCGCCAAGAAAAGAGGAAGAAUUAAUGUUAAUGCUUGUCAUCGUUGUAGACGUGAUAAGAAGAAAUGCGACGGAAAUCACUCCACAAAGGAACCUUGUAAGUAUUGUCGUCACCAUAAGGUGGAAUGUACAUACCCAGAACCAGGAAGGAAGAGAGUAAAGUUAAUUCAACCCAACGUUGAAGACAAGAAUAUCAAAGAGAUAAAAAAAAUUAAGAAGUUGGAUAUCAGAAAAUCCUCAAUGGAUGAAUUGUGCGAGCGCAUGAUUAAAGUUGAAGAAAAUUUAGUUGACAUGACUGAACUUCUGGCUAACGUUCGUCAUUCAGCUUCUUUGGAUGUUACAGAAAUUACACAACAACUUUUCUUUCGUCUUUUAACAAAAGAAUCUACCACAAUUGAACAAACGAUUCUUUUACGUAGGUUAUGGUCUUUAAUCGAAAAAAUAAUGAAUUGCCCCACAUCAAAUGAAGAUUAUUUUCAUGCAUUUUAUAACAGGUUACAAUUACUUGAAAGUGAUCAAGAAGAAAUUAGAUCAUUAAUGUGGAAAGAGGUUCAAAAUUAUGUUGACGGGUGCGAAGACACGGGCAGCGCCCGUGAAAGUGAAUCAUUAUUAAAUCCAACAUCUUCUCCAUACGCUGUAUUACCUCAAACACAACCCAUUUCUCCCGUUCCACCUGAAUUUGAUAUCAAUAAUGAUUUAUUUGCUGACUUUUCGUUUGAGGAUUUUAAAUAUUCCACUUUAAAUGUUACGCAUGAGGAUAAUCCUUUAAUCGCACCAAUUGUGCCUUCUCAACAUAGUCCAAAUUUACAGGUUAAAUUUUUAAAGAACAAUCAAAAUAUAGAACAAAAGGAUUACCAAGAAGGUGGGAAUCCUAUGCUUUCACCAUCAAUAUUCCCAAAUGAAGUCAUUUGGCCAGGAACUACUGAUAUCAUUGAUGAUAACUUUAACGAAGAUCAUUUUCUCACUUCACCUAAUUUACUACCAUAUAUCGAUUCAUCCCCAUUUUCAACAAUUUCAUCUCAUAAUAACACACCAAUCGACAAAGAAAUGGAAUAUUUUCAGCAUUUAAUGAGUGAAGAGACAAAUUUCCUACAUUUCCAAGAAACGAUGACAUCACCUUCGUUUUCGAAUGAAUCACCUAAUGAAGUCGAAUUUCAUUUUAACCAACUUUGA